Mycotypha africana is the source of this 763-nucleotide messenger RNA. RefSeq lists its product as uncharacterized. The record is from RefSeq and is a predicted model, not a curated record. Bases 232 to 651 code for a protein of 139 amino acids. The transcript has 4 exons. NCBI's taxonomy places the organism in Eukaryota, Fungi, Mucoromycota, Mucoromycetes, Mucorales, Mycotyphaceae.
AUGUAUACUGUUUUAUUCUACUUUCAUCCCUCUGAGCGUUAGAUACUAAAGUGACGCCAAACGAAGUAUAUAGCUUACAAUACAUUGAGCUCAGGCUGAGCUUUCAACACUUAUAAAUAGUAAGUAAUGUCAGAGUCUUCUCAAUGGUUACGAUUCGAGUGUUGGGAAGGGUGAGGGUGACGUGAAUUUAAACAGCGAAGCGUAAAAAGUUUAUACCUUUUUCGAAGAUACAUGGCAAACUCCCCAAGUUUACGGUUUCUUAAUCACUUUAAGAACGGGAAAGGUGAAAAGAAAGAGAAAAGUGAAACCGUUGCUCCUACAGUUCAGGUUUCAAAGCCUUCAACUCAUCAAAGUACUGUUCAGGGCUGGCUCAAAAGUGUACGAUCUUAUGGACAAGCCACUACAAAAGACCCUAUAAGUGUUCCUCUUGAUGUAGAUAACUACAGUAACUUGAUAGAUAAUGAUCAAACAAACGAUGUAAAGAUCAGGCCUGGAUCAUUAACUUCUGAAGAUAGUGUAAAUCUGGAUGAGCUCAUUAACGCCAACUAUACCUCUGAUGUGGAUAAUGAAACAGACUUACCAGACCUCGGCGAACUAGACAUUGAUGACUCGGUGGAUGAUUUCUGGCGAUUGGACAAAGUAAUAUCAUGAUUACGCUUUGUGUUUUAUAUGCAAAUAUUGAAUGACUUUCCCUAUAGAAUGAAUGCAAUACGGAUAUAAACUGUGGGUUCGACCAAUAUUUGCCCAACAAGUCUGUAGUGAA